This is a messenger RNA of Phalaenopsis equestris, 2339 nucleotides long. RefSeq names its product transmembrane E3 ubiquitin-protein ligase 1-like. The record is from RefSeq and is a predicted model, not a curated record. Lineage: Eukaryota; Viridiplantae; Streptophyta; Magnoliopsida; Asparagales; Orchidaceae. Gene Ontology annotation, molecular function: zinc ion binding.
UGAACAAUCCCUUUCUUUUCUCCUAAUCCCCUCCUUUUCAAUUUCUGGAGUUGGUUGAUUGUUGGCUUAAUCAGAAGCAAUCCCCAACCUCUCUAUCUCUCUGCCUUUCUUCUUUCUCUUAUUCCAUUUAUCUAUUGGUGGUUGAUUUCUUGUAAGGUGCUGCAGUUGGUGGAUUGAUUUCUCUUUCAUGUUAAGAGGGAGAAGUCCUCACUCCUGAGGUUUACCGCUCUCGGGGGAAAUGAUUUUGAUUCGGAGAAGGUUUGGGGCUUACUGCGGCGUCUUAGCGGCUCUAUGGUUUUUCUUUGCAUGGGUGCGGGAGGCUGCAUCGCUGCGGCCGCUCAGGGAUAGGGGACCUUCUGCUUCGACGUCAUGGGGGGAGGAGCAGAUAUUUUUUAGGAGUGGUGGCAACGACCCUACUCCUUACUCAAGAUGGAAUAUUACCGGAACAUACAAAGGAAAGUGGAGUUUUGCGGGUACAGCUAAACGUUCAUCUAGGUUUUUGGAUUUUGGAAAAUCUAAUGGCAUGUCUGUUUUGGAGUUAGCUAGUACUCCAACAAAAAUAAAUGGCGUACACUAUGUUCAGGGAGCAGUUAUUUUUCAUGAUGUUCAUAACAAUGAGAAUGAUCUUGGAGCUGCUCAAAUGCGAGUAGAAGGUGUAUAUAUCUGGCCUUUCAGGCAACUUCGAUUGGUGGCAAGCAGUGGAUCAGAUGCAGUGCUGCUACAAGAAGCGCACUUUAUGUCGAAUCCUUAUCAUUUGCUAGGAGCAUUUUCCUCUCAAAUUUUUCAAGAAUCUCCCAGGGAUACAGUGAGAAAGAAAAUAUCAAUUACGGAUGAAAUCGAGAAACAUUGCAACAUUGAAAUAUCUGCCCAUGUUUCACGGAUCUCGUCGAGACAAGCUGAUGGUGAACAUGACUGCUACCACUUGGAGGGAUUAAUGGAGAGUCCUGUUGUUGAGGAUGAUGGAGAGUGCUUUUCACCUAUACUAAUAAAUGCCACUUCACUCAAUGUUGAGGUCUAUUAUAACAAAGCCGUUAACUAUACAUUAAUGGUCACUUUUAUUUCAUUCCUCCAAGUUCUGCUGCUGAUUCGACAGAUGGAACAUAGCAAUACUCAAUCUGGUGCGGCCAAAGUUUCUAUUGUGAUGAUUGGUCAGCAGGCCAUUAUGGAUGCAUAUCUUUGUCUUUUGCAUUUGACAGCUGGAAUAUUAGUAGAGUCUCUAUUCAAUGCUUUUGCGACAGCAGCCUUCUUCAAGUUUGUAGUUUUUUCUAUUUUUGAAAUGCGGUACCUUCUUGCUAUUUGGAAGGCUAGUAGACCUUUAAGCAAUGGUGAAGGUUGGGAGGCAAUGAGACGUGAACUAUCAGUCCUUUACAGCCGUUUCUAUGGCAUCCUUCUAGGUGGAAUUCUUAUAAUGUACGAGUUCCACAGUUUGUUGCGCCCAAUCCUUUUCAUUAUGUAUUCAUUUUGGAUACCUCAAAUCAUCAACAAUGUUAUUCGGGAUACGAGAAAACCUAUGCACCCUCAUUAUAUAUUAGGCAUGAGUGUGACUCGUCUCGCAAUUCCAUUAUACAUGUUCGGCUGCCCAAACAACUUUAUGCGUAUAGAAGUUGACCGGAGUUGGUGCAUAUCACUGUGCAUAUUCAUGGGAUUUCAAGCAUUGAUUCUUAUCCUACAACAUUUUCUCGGAUCUAGAUGGUUUAUUCCUCACCAGAUAUUACCCGAAAAGUAUAGCUAUAAUAGAAGACUAGAGAACAAUACCCAUCAAGCCACUGACUGUGUCAUCUGCAUGACAGCAAUUGAUCUGACUCAGCGAUCGAGUGACUACAUGGUGACACCAUGUGAUCACUUCUUCCAUUCCGGCUGCUUGCAGCGGUGGAUGGACAUAAAGAUGGAAUGCCCUACUUGCCGGCGUUCGCUCCCCCCAGCAUAGUAAACACCCCACUUCCAAUAUAUGCAGUCUCAAUAGCAUACAAAAAUUUCACUCUGCAGUCUGAGGAACUAGCCGUUGCUCUCACAAUUGAAGGCUUUCAAAUGGAUCGGGGCAGCAAAAAAGGUAUUCUCAUUUUUAAAGAGCUCUAUCAUUGCUGCAACUGUACAGUUGCAUUUUACAAAUUAGUCUAUUUAAACAGCUAUUAUGACGUCAUCCUAUGUACAUGUAAAUUGAUAAUUUCUUCACAAGGAAUCUGCAAUAUUCGGGAUGUUGUAGCAGUUGAAAGAGUAGUGGCUUAGAAUCAUCCAUAACAUGUAUGUUGGGAUUUGGGAGGAUAAGUUGGGGGUUCAAAAUGAUUAAAUAAAUGAAAGAAAAUGUUGCGAGCAAUUAGAGUUCAAGUUGAAAGGUUUGU